GAAUGAGAGAAUACGACAUUUUAGGAGCCGGAUGGUCGCUGCAGGGAGACUGAGAGAGCGUACGGGGGAGGUCCGUCUUCGCGGCGGCGGGGAGGGCGUGACGCACCGGGGGCGGGUGGAGGUGCACCACGAGGGGACCUGGGGGACCGUCUGCGACGACAACUGGGGGAAGCCGGACGCCGACGUCGUCUGCAGACAGCUCGGGUUCUCACGGGGUUCUCUAAAGGCCACGAAUCGUUCUGCGUUCGGUUCAGGCGGCCUGGAGUUUUUGCUUGACGACGUAGGGUGCACGGGAGAGGAGGGCUCACUGGCCGACUGCCGACACCAGGGCUGGGGCGAGCACAACUGCCGCGAGAACGAGGCUGCAGGCGUCAUCUGCGCCACAAAGGAUGGUAACGGCCAGGAGUGCGACCUGAACGAGAACGGAUACUACGUUGGGAACGAGAACAUGACGUCAAUAGGCGGGGAGUGCCUCAGCUGGCACAGCCUGGUCAGCACCGGGAAGUUCCCGGAUGAAGCCGGGCUAGGGGACCACAAUUUCUGCAGAAACCCCGAUAAGGAUAUUCUACCCUGGUGUUUCUAUCGGAAACCAGACGGGAGAGUUCAGUGGGCCUACUGUACAUGUACAAAAGCCGUGCCCGCGUGGAUAGCGGCGAGCUCCGGGCGACGCUGGGUCCGGCCGAUGGCCCCGGCCACCCUGUUCGGCAACUGGAACCCGCAACCCGCCCAGAGCGCCUCUGUCGUGAACUGGCAGGGCCUGGCCGGAGUCCUGAUCUAUGGGAACGACGUGGUCGUUGCAAAUAACCAGGACACAGGCUACGACAUCCGGCUGAUCGAUGGCGACAAUGUGUACGAGGGUCGCGUGGAGGUUUUCCACGACGGCGAGUGGGGGGCCGUGUGCGACGACCUGUGGGACAUCAAGGACGCAAACGUCGUCUGCAGAGAACUGGGCUUUCCUGACGGAGCCGUAGAGGCGACGACCCGGGGAAGAUUCGGGCAGAGCAGCGGGAAGAUUGUUCUGGACGACAUGUUGUGCACCGGGACGGAGAUGUCUCUCAGGGACUGCAAGCACAACGGCUGGGGCCGGCAUGACUGUGUGGAAGCAGAAGCGGCAGGUGUCGUCUGUCGGUCCCUGACUCCACCGGGACCUCCGGUCACUGAGAGCACAGGUAUAGAUGCCGUGUUACAUACUACACAAAAACGUAACCGAUACACUUAUUCAGCCAACGUACUAGUAGCCAGUACUGCUGGAUGGACAAUGAUACGCAUCUGUUUGUGUGUUCGUGUGAACAGUGAAACUUUUUAUAAUGCAAACACGUACUGCACGCAGUCGCUGGGCUGUUACCCCCAUAACACAGCUUUGGCUGAGCACUACACUAGCAUUCAAACCUCCGUCACGGAGCCUCCUUCCGGAUCAGAAUCCGGAAUCAAUUCCGGUGGUGAGUCCGGAAUCAUAUCCGGGUCUGAGUCCGGAGGUGCCUCUGAUACCGAUUCCGGAGAGACCUCCGAGGCGGGCUCGGGCGAAUCCGGAAUAAUCACUAUUCCGGAAUCCGGAGAAACCGAGCAUGAUGACGUCACUUCCGCAGAGACCCGCCCAGAGUCGGAGGAGCUCCUCCCGGGCCCGACCAUUCGACUGGUGGGGGGGACGAACAGCAGGGAGGGACGGGUGGAGGUGUUUCUGGAUGGAAGAUGGGGGACCGUAUGCGACGACUCGUGGGACGAAAGGGACGCCCAGGUGGUCUGCAGGCAGCUCGGAUUCGGUGGUGAUGUCAGAGCCUGGUCACGUGCGCACUUCGGCCAGGGCACUGACCCCAUCCUCAUGGACGAGGUGAGCUGCCAGGGCACAGAAGCGACCCUAGCGGAUUGCGAGCGAGCUGCAGAGGACAGGAUGGACUGCCGGCACACAGAGGACGCGGGCGUGACGUGUGGGGUCCAAGAAGGUACAUCCGAGGAGUCUUCAGUCCCGGCCGCUGUCCGGCUGGUAGGAGGGAGCGUGGAGUCGGAGGGCCGGGUGGAAGUGUACCACGGCGGCGAGUGGGGAACCAUCUGCGACGAUAACUGGGACGACAGGGACGCAGAGGUCGUCUGCAGGGAGCUCGGCUUUGUUGGAGGCACGGCCAAAGCCUGGUCACGAGCUCGCUUCGGCAGGGGAACGGGAAGCAUCCUGCUGGAUGACGUCAUCUGCCGAGGGAACGAGGAGACCAUCGCAAGCUGCAGCAGCAACGGUUGGGGCGAGAACAACUGCGAUCACUCCGAGGACGCGGGCGUUACCUGCUCGGUACAACAAGAGUACCAGGUCCGGUUGGUCGGCGGAGACAGUGAGAACGAGGGCCGUGUGGAGGUGCUGUAUAACGGACAGUGGGGGACCGUCUGUGACGACCGAUGGGACGAGAAGGACGCCAAAGUCGUCUGCGCGCAGCUAGGCAUCGAAAUGGCCCUACCGAUCCGGCUGGUGGGCGGUUCCAAUGAGAAGGAGGGGCGGGUGGAGAUCUUCCACGGUGGGCAGUGGGGCACCAUCUGCGACGACCACUGGGACAAGAAGGACGCUGCUGUGGUCUGCAGACAGCUGGGAUAUACCGGGCGUGCUUUAGCUCGGACUGGUGCGUACUUCGGGCGCGGCGAAGGCGUGAUACAGCUUGAUAACGUGGACUGCGUGGGGACGGAGGACAGUCUGGAGCAGUGCUCGCAUCCCGCCUGGCAGGCACACGACUGUAGCCACAAGGAGGACGCAGGGGUCGUGUGCGACUUUGACGAGACAACGUUUCAGUGCGGCCGGCGGUACGUGCUACCUCAGACCGGCGGGCGAGGCCAGCAGCGGAUUGUGGGCGGGCAAGAGGCGACUCACGGUGCCUGGCCAUGGAUGGUGGGUCUGAAGCUGAAGGACGGGCGACACUCCUGCGGGGCAACCCUGGUGGGCGACUGCUGGGUCGUCACAGCGGCACACUGCUUCCACAGACACUCGUGCGGGGCCACCCUGGUGGGCGACUGCUGGGUCGUCACAGCGGCACACUGCUUCCACAGGUACCGUAAGGAGGAGUACGUGGUGCGCGUGGGAGACUUCCACUACGCCCGGCGGGAGCCCUACCAGGAAGACUUCCUCAUAGACGACUUCUUCACGUACUUCUACGACCACGACUCGACCAACAACGACAUCGCGCUCAUCAAGCUUCAGCGCAAAGGAGGCCGCUGCGUGAAGACGGGACAGUUUGUUAACCCUAUAUGUCUGCCCGAGUCAGAAAACCAGUUCAGGGAGGGACACCCUUGUUAUAUUGCGGGCUGGGGAAGCGACGGUAAGUUCGUCUGUUGUCGGGUUGAAUAUAGGUCGGUGGUGGCGGGACUUGGUGGUGGAUACGGUGAGGUGGUUGCCAGAAGCGCGUCACAAAAGCAUAUGAAGAUCGGGAAAUCAUUAGAGAAUAGCGUAAUGACUGCAAACUGCAAACCAGUUCAUCAGGGAGGGACACCCUUGUUAUAUUGCGGGCUGGGGAAGCGACGGUCACGGCUAUUCGGCCACGUUGCGGCAGGCGCGAGUCCCCCUCAUAUCGCGCGACACCUGCCGCCGGCGCUACGGAUGGAAGUUCUGGACAACAUGUUCUGCGCGGGAGUCAUGGCGGGAGGCGUGGACUCGUGCCAGGGCGACUCCGGGGGACCGCUCAUGUGCGAGCAGAACGGUCGGUGGACGCUGUGGGGGGUGACGUCCUGGGGCUACGGAUGUGGCAUCAGGAACUUCCCCGGUGUCUACACCAGGGUUUCCCGAUUCACCUCCUGGCUCAACGGCAUCAUGGGUGGGGAAUGAUGACGUCGCCAACAUGUGUGUACACGUCAUCAUUCGUCACCCGAUUGUUCUU
Molecule: messenger RNA, 3845 nt
Organism: Branchiostoma belcheri (Belcher's lancelet)
Lineage: Eukaryota; Metazoa; Chordata; Leptocardii; Amphioxiformes; Branchiostomatidae
Product: neurotrypsin-like
Biological process (GO): proteolysis
Cellular component (GO): membrane
Molecular function (GO): serine-type endopeptidase activity
Source: RefSeq, a predicted model, not a curated record